CCCCGCGGAGGCGGAAGUGCAACUUCCGGGACCGCAGCUCAGACGAUAGCUUCAGCCCGGCCGAUGGCGGCCUACCCCUACCGCCCCGGCUCCGGGGCCGCACCCGCCGCGGGGGCCGCGCUGCCGGACCAGAGCUUCCUGUGGAACGUCUUCCAGAGGGUGGACAAAGACAGGAGCGGCGUGAUCUCAGACAACGAGCUCCAGCAGGCUCUGUCCAACGGCACAUGGACCCCGUUCAAUCCCGUAACUGUCCGGUCGAUCAUCUCCAUGUUUGACCGGGAGAACAAGUCGGGCGUGAACUUCAGCGAGUUCACGGGUGUCUGGAAGUACAUCACAGACUGGCAGAACGUCUUCCGCACCUACGACCGCGACAACUCGGGCAUGAUCGACAAGAACGAGCUGAAGCAGGCGCUCUCAGGUUUCGGCUACCGGCUCUCUGACCAGUUUCAUGACAUCCUCAUCCGGAAGUUUGACCGCCAAGGCCGGGGGCAGAUUGCCUUUGACGACUUCAUCCAAGGGUGCAUCGUCCUGCAGAGGCUGACGGAUAUAUUCAGACGCUACGACACGGACCAGGACGGCUGGAUCCAGGUUUCCUACGAGCAGUACCUCUCCAUGGUCUUCAGCAUCGUGUAGCAGGGCCCCUGGGACACGCGGCUCACGGAGAAGACUGGGACGCCAGACCUUUGCCUGCGGCGGGCCCUCCGGGCAGCCGGCACCACACUCCCUCUCGCUGCGGCAGCACCGGCGGUGGGACCCGGCAGUUCGGGUGGACGGGCUGUUGGUGUCCUGGGCCGUGCCGUUUUCAGAGACAGACGCUGUGCCAUGAGCAGGGAGGGUCUCGGCCUUGUGCGUGCACGCAGCCCGCUGUCCUUGCUGGCAGCCUGGCUCUGUGAGAAAGCGCCUUUGCUGGCACAGGAGCUGCCAGGCUGUUCACGUGCCUUGGCUUUCACAGAGGGCUGUGCCCUACCCACGUGGAUGUGCGGUGUAAACAAUAAAGCAGGUGUGCCCCUCGGCUCAGA
This is a messenger RNA of Erinaceus europaeus (western European hedgehog), 1019 nucleotides long. RefSeq names its product programmed cell death 6 (gene PDCD6). Gene Ontology annotation, molecular function: calcium ion binding. The coding region runs from base 64 to 633 and encodes 189 amino acids. The record is from RefSeq and is a predicted model, not a curated record. The transcript has 6 exons. NCBI's taxonomy places the organism in Eukaryota, Metazoa, Chordata, Mammalia, Eulipotyphla, Erinaceidae.